AUGCUUGUGGUCUUUGGGUAUCCUUUCGUAAUAGCCGCACUGUCGGCGAGCUUCGCAUGGGGAGCACCAGCGCCAGCACCAUGGCCGCCAAAAACUGGCGCUACAUGGCCAGACACGCCUUUCACGGUCUCUGGUCGUGAUAUCAUAUCCGCCUCCGGAGCCAAGGUCGUCUACGCUGGUGUGAACUGGCCAGGCGCUGCAGAUACUAUGCUACCAGAAGGCCUACAAUAUGCCUCCAUUGACAGUAUCGCCAGCUUCAUCUCCAAGCUGGGCAUGAAUGUUGUUCGUCUGACGUACGCCAUCGAGAUGAUUGACGAUCAUUUCGCCAACAGCCCGCAUCAAUCGCUUCGGAACACAUUGGUCAAAGCACUCGGUUCGAAAGCUGGCAAUACUGUACUUAGUCAGAUACUCGCAAACAAUCCGCAGUUCAAUGUCUCGUCCACAAGACUCGAUGUGUUUGAUGCGGUCGCUGCCGGGCUUGCGCAAUAUCAGAUCUAUGUCCACCUAGACAACCAUGUCUCCAAGGCUCAGUGGUGCUGCAAUAAUAAUGAUGGCAAUGCUUGGUUUGGUGACACCUAUUUCAGCGUUCAGAAAUGGCAUCGUGGUCUCGGCUUCAUGGCCGCUCAUGCGGCAAGCUGGCAAGGGUUUGCGUCUAUGUCUUUGCGCAACGAGCUGCGUCAGCCCGACUCAGACAGUCCCGCCUCUCCUUAUACAUGGAACACGUGGAUCAAGAACGCGCUGCCAGCCGCCUCGGUGAUACACAAGCACAACCCGUCGCCACUCAUCUUCUUCUCCGGAGAAGGGUACAACACCGAUGACACAUACGCCAUCCAACGCCAGACGUGGAACCACAAGACUUUCACCCCGGAGAAGUACGCUUUCCGGAACAAGGUUGUCUACGAGAUCCACAACUAUCAGACCAAGGCAAAAUCAUGCUCGAAUGACAUACAGCCCAGACUUUACCAUACUGCAUACUGCGCAAUGAACCUCAGCGACAGCUCGUGCCCUAAUCAUGGCCCGGUAAUCAUGACCGAGUUCGGCUUCGAUCAGACUGAUAGCAGCGACCAGAGUGUUUAUGCUCAGUGCAUCUCAUCCACGCUCCUACAGCAGCCGGGAGGACCGGGUGGCUGGAUGCAGUGGGUGCUUGCGGGUAGCUACUACAUUCGGUCCGGUAUCAAGGAUUACGAUGAGACAUGGGGUCUUCUCAACCAUGAUUGGAGCGACUUCAGGAACCGAUCUGUGAUCGAUGAUUACCUUAGGCCAUUCGUGGCGGCCACCCUGAAACCUACGGUAGCAAAGAAUAGCAGUAAUGACUUUGGAUAG
Molecule: messenger RNA, 1323 nt
Organism: Baudoinia panamericana UAMH 10762
Lineage: Eukaryota; Fungi; Ascomycota; Dothideomycetes; Mycosphaerellales; Teratosphaeriaceae
Product: glycoside hydrolase family 5 protein
Exons: 6
Coding region: 1-1323 (440 amino acids)
Molecular function (GO): hydrolase activity, hydrolyzing O-glycosyl compounds
Source: RefSeq, a predicted model, not a curated record